AUGGCACAGCAGCAACAGGUCAUCUUGGAAGCGGUCAAAGUCUUGAUCGAGAGUGGACAUGUUACUGCCCAUCAUGUUCCUGGCCAAGAUUUCAGCUUGCAUCUACAGUUCUCGAAACUCGACUCUGAACUGGUUUCUAGUUUGAGAAGCCUCUACGACCAGUCCCAUGACACGGCUUCUUCCCAAGCAGACGACCGGUCCCAUAGCAACAAGAUUAAAGACAGCAACGAUGAAUUCCGUGUCGACAAUGUGGAGCGCGAUACAACUGGUUUCAUAGAUCCGUGGAACACCAAGACAGGGAAUGAACCAUGGUGGCCAUACAUCGAGAAAGCUACGACGGACCCGUCGAUGUUGAACAAGCAUCCGAACCUGACAGAUGUUGACCUUCUCAAGAUAUACUACAGCACCUCUUCGGCACGAGAGCGUGCAAAAGACUCCUCGGGUGUUUUCACAACCAAAGGCAACUUCAAGGGAAGAGGACAGUACGACUACUUGCGGGAGUUCGUACAAAAGCAUCCAGCCUUGAACAAGUCGGCAGAUGGCGACUUCAAGGCCAACAAGAGACACCGUGUUCAUUGCACAUGGAACCUGAUCAACAAGAUCCCAGUAUACACAGGUUUUGUCAAGAUAUCACCCCAACCGGAUCGGAUUGUUGUUGGCUUCACUCGUGCAAGCAGCUUCCCACCCACCUACGGUGGCAACGGAAUGUAUAUUAGAGGAGCGGAAGCAGUCAAAGCCUGGGUCAAUCUCAACAAGAUACAAGAAUGCGUUCUUGUUUCACUUCCUAGGCAGCAGACUUCAAGCAGGUUGGCAUUCUAUAUCACGAUCGAAGAUCAGGUCAUCCUCAAUCCUGACACGAAUCUGUCGGAGCUUCAGGCCAUUCUAGACGCAGCACAACAAGGUCAAUCUGUCGACCUUCUCUCAGUCGGUUUUGAUGCUUUGACCACCCACCUACCUUCCCUGGAUGCCUUGGCCGAGCGAUACAGACACCUCAACAUUAAUCUAGUCUUUGCUGUUCCGGAGUGGUUCCCCAGACUCGACCUGUUUCCACGGCUAUCAAACGGUGUGCGUUACGGACAGGUUCUCCUGGCAGAGCUCUCUGCGUACAGAAAAGGUAUCUCGUCCAGCGAUAUCGCGACAUGUGUGGAGGAGUUCUUCGAAGCAGUGAACCUUAGGAAGGAACAUGUUGCAUUUGCUACAAACCUCCAGGAGCUGACAAGGGGACGUGCCAAUUUCCGAGUCAGCCCUGAUACAGCAACAGAUUCUGGUAUACGCGCUGCAGAGGAAAACAAGGAGAAGGGUUGGUCCGCACCAGGCUUGCCAAGAGCCAACAGAAGAAAGCACAGGAAGCAACCUGAUCUCAAGAAACGGCGUAUAUCAGAACUGGAAGACAAUGACGAAGAGAACUACCAUGAUCAAGAGAAUGUGUAG
Aureobasidium namibiae CBS 147.97 is the source of this 1431-nucleotide messenger RNA. RefSeq lists its product as uncharacterized. Lineage: Eukaryota; Fungi; Ascomycota; Dothideomycetes; Dothideales; Saccotheciaceae. Bases 1 to 1431 code for a protein of 476 amino acids. The transcript has a single exon. The record is from RefSeq and is a predicted model, not a curated record.